UCGAUCUUAUUUGCAAGAAUAACUUUACCCAAACACACGCACAGGAGAGAGAGAGAGAGAGAUGUCAUCGCACGGGAGCGAUCCACGUCAGCCAUCGGCGGCGAGACCAUACGUGGCGCCAACGGUAUCGCCGCAAGACCUGCCGAUUGAUUACGCGGGUUUCAUCGCCGUCAUAUUCGGCGUCGUGGGCGUCAUGUUCAGGUACAAACUGGGCUCUUGGCUGGCUCUCAUAUUUUGUGCACAAUCCAUAGCGAACAUGAGGAAUAUCGAAAACGAUCUCAAACAAGUUAUGAUGGCUAUGAUGUUUUCUUUAAUGGGAUUGAUAACGAACUACUUUGGACCUCCUAGACCCACCAAACAAAGUUGAGAUCCCACGAUAUUGAGGGUAAAUAACCUCGUUGUGGGAUUUUUCCGGGAAUUAACUACCAAACGUGAAAGGAAUUUCAAGAGUCGUU
This is a messenger RNA of Abrus precatorius (Indian licorice), 455 nucleotides long. RefSeq names its product protein Asterix. Gene Ontology annotation, molecular function: protein folding chaperone. Gene Ontology annotation, biological process: protein insertion into ER membrane. Lineage: Eukaryota; Viridiplantae; Streptophyta; Magnoliopsida; Fabales; Fabaceae. The record is from RefSeq and is a predicted model, not a curated record. Gene Ontology annotation, cellular component: endoplasmic reticulum membrane. Bases 62 to 367 code for a protein of 101 amino acids. The transcript has 3 exons.